AUGAGCGCAAACAUUGGUUUGAUUAAAGCCAAUGACAAAUGCUUUACAAACGAGUCGUACAAUUCUGGUCAGAUGGUGGUGUGUCCGCCAAACAACCCAUUUUGUUGUUACGAUUUGGUCGGUGUCUACUAUUGUUGUCCGCAACGUCAGUUGUACUCCGUAUUGACAACCGGUUCAAUAGUGAUGACCACAAUGCUUGCGUUGGCCAUAGCUAUUGCCACGUUUUUGGCAACGUUUGUCAGAUUUGAAUCAAUUGAAUGGUUUUCCGAAGAAUCGCGCGAUAUGUCACAGAACACACCCACCGACGGAGGCUUUUCGACAAUGUUUGAAACGGAUAGUCCAAAGAAAGAUGAAAAACAGUCGCCAACAACAACAACAACGACAACACCUCCACAGAUACUUCUUGGACCAGCAAUAUAUAGUCCCAAAUGGAUGGCAACAAAGUUAGGUGAAGCAAAAAGACAGACAACAACAGCUGAAACUUUGACGGCUGCAGUCAAGUCCGAAAAAAUUGUUGAUUAUAAGCCAAAAUGGGGUAAAUUUGAUGACAAUAACAACGACAACAAAUCUAGUGAUAAUAAGACGAGGACAUCGCUAGAAAAGAUUGGAUUUAUUAAGAAAAAUGAAAAAUCAAGCGAAAAGACUGCCUUAGAAGUGAAGAAAUUGAUCGACGAUUCCGACAACAACAACAACAAGAAGAAGGAUAGUAUUAGUAAUAUUAAUAAAACUAAUGACAAUAACAUCAACGACAACAACAACAACGAUAGGAAGAUCGUGAAGACUAAGUCGUCGACUAGUUUUCAGCAAAAUGUCGAGUCGUUAAAGAAAUCAAUAGCUAAGAAAUGA
Molecule: messenger RNA, 846 nt
Organism: Oppia nitens
Lineage: Eukaryota; Metazoa; Arthropoda; Arachnida; Sarcoptiformes; Oppiidae
Product: myosin-G heavy chain-like
Exons: 2
Coding region: 1-846 (281 amino acids)
Source: RefSeq, a predicted model, not a curated record